Ostertagia ostertagi is the source of this 2637-nucleotide messenger RNA. The record is from the annotation of a GenBank genome assembly. NCBI's taxonomy places the organism in Eukaryota, Metazoa, Nematoda, Chromadorea, Rhabditida, Trichostrongylidae.
ACGAGCGAUCAUUAUCCGUGGGAAGCAACGACCGUCGACAAGCAAGAGGUGAAAGCGGCGUUCGAGAAUGCCAUCAUCAUCACGGCUCACGGUUAUGACAGAAAGUUCUACGAAGAAUUUCAAGAUAAAUUCAGUCGCGUUACUGGAAUUGUUGGCAGUCACUUUGCUACGCUGACUUACAUGUCUCUGUACGAUGCGCUGUUCCUCUAUGGUCUGGCACUCCGUGAUGCAUUUGAGGAAGUUGGAGGAUAUGAUGUGCAUCAAAACGGGUCACUCAUCUGUGCAAAAAUGACUAAUAGACAGUUUAUGGGUGCAACAGGCCAGGUGCUGAUGAACAACAAAGCUAUUCGCGUACCCAGUUACGCUACUUACCACGCGACGAAUGGAACACUACGAAUAGUGGUAGAACUUGAGGCGAGGAAUGUGGACAACCAGAAUUGUGACAGGAAUCCUGAGCAGUGUUCAGAACACGUAGCUCACGAAGUGAUACAAUCCUACUGGUCAUCAAGCAAUGGUCAAUUGCCAAAAGCAGUCCCUUACUGUGGUUUCACUGGAUCCGAAUGCGACUACACAACGUAUUUCGUCCUUCUCGGUGUUAUGGUCUUCUUGGCUACCAUUUCGCCACUUUCCUAUUUCAUUUACAUAAAACAAAAAGAACGGUUGCUUUAUGACAUGACAUGGCGUAUCCCCAGGGAUAGCAUACAGCUAGUGGAGGGCAAUAAAUCGAGAUCUGAACGCUCUCUGGCAAGCGUAUCACAAAGUUCCGGUUCAUUUUCUGGUAGUCUGGGCUCGAAACAGCUGCUUUCGGCCAAUCAAGCCUUGUCGAAUGGUGUCCGCAUAGCGAUUAAACGCUUCCAGCAAAUGCGAAAUAUCACUUUCCCAAAGUCGGAACUCAAAUUGCUCAAGGAGCUAGGACGUAAUUUCCAAGUGUCGUUCGCAAAGGACGUGGUUAAGGGACUAGUAUUUUUGCACGCUUCGCCAAUAAUACACCAUGGCUUGUUGUGUUUACAAAACUGCUUGGUGGAUUCCAAUUGGACGGUAAAGUUGACAAAUUUUGGAACGGAGAACAUCAUCAGCGAGAAGCUUUAUCACAAUGAAAUCAAAUAUAUUCUCAACGAAGGCGAGGACGAGACUGAUCGGCUCGCUGACAGAAAAUAUGUCCAACAGGCGCCAGAAAUAAUUCGUGAGUUAGUGACACGAAAAACACUCCCGCAAGGGUCGCAGGCGGCCGACAUCUACUCCUUAGGAAUAUCUGAACGCUCUCUGGCAAGCGUAUCACAAAGUUCCGGUUCAUUUUCUGGUAGUCUGGGCUCGAAACAGCUGCUUUCGGCCAAUCAAGCCUUGUCGAAUGGUGUCCGCAUAGCGAUUAAACGCUUCCAGCAAAUGCGAAAUAUCACUUUCCCAAAGUCGGAACUCAAAUUGCUCAAGGAGUUGAAACUCAUCGAAAACGAAAAUCUCAACAAAUUCUACGGUAUCGCGUUCAAUCAACAAAAUGAAUUCAUCGUUAUGUGGAUUUAUUGCACUCAAUAUGUCCAACAGGCGCCAGAAAUAAUUCGUGAGUUAGUGACACGAAAAACACUCCCGCAAGGGUCGCAGGCGGCCGACAUCUACUCCUUAGGAAUGGUUCUCUAUCAGAUCUUGUUCCGAGUUCCACCAUUCCAUGAACGAGGGAAAAGCAUUGCAAAACUCAUGGAGAUGAUAUCAAUGUCAAAUGAAGAUGAUCAGCUGAUUCGUCCAACGUUUCCAUCAUCUCAAGGCAGUGAGAGCUACAAUUUACAGUUGCUUUCGUGCCUUGAGGCAUGUUGGCUUGAACUUCCUGAAAUGCGUCCAAAUAUCAAAAAGGUCAAAACGAUGGUGAACGCAAAUUUACGCUCAACCGGCAAGGGUUCACUUGUCGAUCAGAUGAUGAAAAUGAUGGAGGAAUACACUAGUAAUCUAGAAAACAUGGUUCGAGAUCGGACGGCACUACUUGAAGAAGCACAGAAGCAAGCCGAUCGAUUAUUGAACAGCAUGUUGCCCAAAAGCGUAGCGGAAGAUCUCAAAGUUGGAAAGCCGGUCUUACCUCAACUUUAUACCUGCGCUACGGUGCUAUUUUCUGAUAUUCGAGGCUUCACCAGAAUCUCAUCGACGUCUACUCCUUUACAAAUUGUCACAUUCCUUAAUGACAUGUUCUCCGGAUUUGACGCAAUCAUUGCUAAGCACGACGCUUACAAGGUGGAGACCAUUGGAGACGCUUACAUGAUUGUGUCCGGUGUUCCAAGUGAGAACGGCAACAAUCACGUUCAGCAUAUCGCCGAUGUAGCAUUGAAGAUGAGAUCGUUUGUCUCAAACUUCAAACUGCAACAUCGUCCUGAUGAGGUGAUGAUGGUCCGCAUCGGAUUCCACAGCGGCAGUGUGGCGGCUGGUGUUGUUGGAUUGGCAGCUCCAAGAUAUUGCUUAUUCGGUGAUACUGUCAAUAUGGCAUCGAGAAUGGAAAGCACUGGCGUUGCCAACAAAAUUCAGAUAUCUGAACAAUCACAGAACCUUCUUAAGUGCUUUUUCCAACAAUUCGUCACGGUUGAACGAGGGAAAAUAGAAGUGAAGGGCAAAGGUGAGUGUACCACAUUCUUCCUCGAAGGCAAAAAACCAGCACGAUGA